This is a messenger RNA of Knipowitschia caucasica, 264 nucleotides long. The record is from the annotation of a GenBank genome assembly. Lineage: Eukaryota; Metazoa; Chordata; Actinopteri; Gobiiformes; Gobiidae.
AUGAGACACCGACGCACACACACCGCCAAUGAGACACAGACGCACGCACACACCGCCAAUGAGACACAGACGCACGCACACACCGCCAAUGAGACACAGACGCACGCACACACCGCCAAUGAGACACAGACGCACGCACACACCGCCAAUGAGACACAGACGCACGCACACACCGCCAAUGAGACACAGACGCACGCACGCACCGCCAAUGAGACACAGACGCACGCACCGCCAAUGAGACACAGACGCACGCACCGCCAAUGA